Messenger RNA from Acaulospora colombiana, 2283 nucleotides. NCBI's taxonomy places the organism in Eukaryota, Fungi, Glomeromycota, Glomeromycetes, Diversisporales, Acaulosporaceae. The record is from the annotation of a GenBank genome assembly.
AUGUCAGAAAUUUUGGGGUCAAACCCAAAUCUGUUUUCAAAUAGCCUCAUUUACUCGACUGUUCAACCAUUCAUGGAUGAAGAAAUCGAACACGGUGACAUCCAAUUUGUUGGAAAUGAUAGGCAAUAUGAAGAUUGCGUGUCACUAGUUGAGAACAACGAAUUGGGUGAUAUAGUCGUUCAGUUGCCACAAGGUGAUCAGGAUUCUGACAAGGUAUUGGUUAAGCAAGAAACGCAAUCAACUAUCAUGGGAGAUUAUUUUGACGAAAAACUCGAAUUUGAGCAAGAUAAUUUGUUCAAUCUGAAGGACAAUGACCAAACUUCUCAAGUCGAAUCCAUGGCCGCGGUGACGAUGCAGCUUGACGAAUUACCAUGGAGUUUGCCACCGGGGUUUGCACAGCGAGAUACCAUUCUUCGACCAUUUUAUUUUAAAUAUAUGAAUUUAAGCGAAGAGCAGAUUGCUUACGCGAUCGAGACAAAGUUGAACAUUAAUUCUUUAUCGACUCCUUAUUCAGCGUCGUCAUCAUCAAUCGCGGAUCAAGAGAAUGCGUUUCUGAAUACGUCCCCUUUACCAAUCGCAUGUGAUGAUUGGAAUUCUUCGAAUGACUCGGUGGAUGCGAUUUUUAGGGACUAUGUUCACGUGUCUGAUGAAUCCCUUAUAGGAGAGCAGGAGUUGAUGAAAAAGUGUCUCUGGUCAAAGAAAAACCACACGAAUGCUCAGAUGACCGCGUCAGCAUUAGACGGUGAUCAACAGAAUGACAAGAUUACGAACGAAGAAGUUAAUAACGCCAAAGACGAACAGGAAGAAUGCCAUUCACCCAGUUCAGACGCUCGAUUGGCCGCCUUACUAUUAGAAAGUAAUCAGCAAAGUGACGAGAUCACGAACGAGGAAGUUUCAGAUUUUUGUGAUACGGAUACCGAAAUAGACGCGUCAGCAUUGAACGAUGGUCGACAAAACGACGAAAUCGCGAACGAAAAAUCUAUUGAUGCUAAGGAGGUGGAAGAAACAUGUCUUUGUCCCAAUCGGAGUAGCCAACCAGCCACACUGGCAUUAGAUCACGAUCGACAAAAUGACGAGAUCACGGAUGGUAGAGGGUCGAGUGCUAGGAAAAAGUCGGAUUUGACGGAAAAGUGUCUUAUAUCCGAGAAGAUCAAUUCCAAUGUUCAACAAACUGCCUCAACGUUAGAUUAUUAUCAAGAAAAUGACAAAAUCGCGAGUGGAAGAAAUGCAGAUGUUGAUGAAGAACAGGAAUUGGUUGAGGAAUGCCUUUUACUCGAGAAGAUCGAUCCAGACAAACAGUCGACCGAACAAAUCCUAGAUGAGCAACAAAAUGAUGGAAUCAUGACCGAAGAAAUUACGAAUGCCAAGGAAGAGCAGGAUGUUCAGAUUAAGAUUGAGUCAACCACACCGACAUCUGAAAACUUUGAUCAUGAUCUUAAUGAUAGUCCCAAGUUUAUAUCUUUUUCUCCUUCUCAAACGCCGCCUUCUGUUUGCAAACGUAACAUUAGGCUCGAGAAGUUAUUCCAUUUUCAAAGACCAUCACUUCUUGAUUCGCCCUCAACAUUUGAUAGGAAUCGAAAUGCCAAAAAAUCUCAUGUAGGAGUUGAUGAUAGAUCUCUAAUGAUCUUUAAAUAUGAAAAAUUAAAUUCUACUUCUUCUACAUCGACCAUCAUCAAUGAUACGUCCGUAGCUCGUCCUCAGGCAGAAUCAUCUAUUACAUCAAAUAAACUUAACGGGGUACUUCUCACUCAACCUCAACCAUCAAUUGUGCCGACUGAUGACGAUGUUACUAGUUCUCAGGAUCAAUUAUCUGUUCCUUUGAUAAAUACCAACGACGGACGUCAACCAUCAAAUUCCAUAAUUAUUUCUCACCAGGAAACUGUUGAUGUUGCUUCCUCCGGGCUUCACGAGGAACAACUCGUCACGUCGGAUCGAAACGUGGCAAAACCAUCAAAUGAAAGAUCAAGAUCAGUUGAUAGAGAAUCUUCGAUUAUCCCAGUCAGUCGAAGUUCGAGUGUCGAUCCGUCAUGGCGUUACGCAACCAAGAAGACUCGUUCAAGAUGGACGUCCACGGAACUGAAAGCAUUAGAACAAGGAAUGGAAUUAUUUGGAACCAGUUGGGCCCAAAUAAUAGAAAAAUAUGGGAGGGAGAAUGGUCCCCUGAGCAAUCGCAAUCCCGUGCAGUUGAAGGAUAAAGCACGUAACGAGAAACUUAGGCGAUUAAAAAUGGAAUUGCCUCUGGGAAUUUUCGAGAAAGCUACUGGUGGGAUUGAGAAUGAAUAG